Messenger RNA from Oldenlandia corymbosa var. corymbosa, 1086 nucleotides. The record is from the annotation of a GenBank genome assembly. Lineage: Eukaryota; Viridiplantae; Streptophyta; Magnoliopsida; Gentianales; Rubiaceae.
AUGGCGGAGCAAAUGGAGCACUGGAGUAAAACUUCAACAAUUGAACCUCAGCCUGUGGGGAGGCACAAGAAACAAAAUCGAGGCUCUGAAAGUAGUCUUCGACUUUAUGGAGACUACCGUCCUCCCUGCAAGUUGUUGAACGUGUUCCCUGUCAGUAGACCUUCCCCUGGAACUUCCAAGAGGCGCUCGAGUGCCGAAGAAAAUCAUGCAAGAAGUUUCUCCCGUGGAGAAGUUUCUAAAAGCACAAAAAUGUGUUCUGCUCAUCAAGAUGGUGCACAUACUGAACAUUGUAAAGGAGAAAGUGGCUUGAAACCCAACAAUUUUAUUGAAGGGAAAAUGCAUGAUGGUGAUAAAAAUGAAAGGAUGGUCAGACAAAAGAGAGAUAAUGCUGCUUUCCAGAGAGCUUCAACAUCAGGGGAGAGUUUAGAGGACAGUGUGAAGGUGACACCGGCUCAGGGUAGGGUGAAGAGAUUGCUCAGUAGUUUUCGUGAGCAGUGCAAUAUGCUACAGAAUGAAGACAAAAAGAAGAGAGGAAUUAGAAGGGUUGACCUCGAAGCAGCAAAAUGGAUUAAAGAAAGAUAUUCUCCUCCAGCAAAAGCUGUCUUAGGACCAAUUCCUGGGGUUGAGGUUGGUGAUCGAUUUAUUUACCGGAUGGAACUUCAUCUUAUAGGUUUGCAUCGACCUCUGCGAGGGGGUAUAGAUUUUACGGUGGACAACGGAGGAAGAAAGAUUGCAGUGAGUGUAGUUGAUUCUGGAGGUUAUGAUAACCUUAGAAAGAACCAGGAGACAUUGAUCUACUGCGGGCAAGGGGGGAAUGCAUGUAAGUGGAAUAGAAAUCAAGGAGAAGCAGAAGAUCAGAAGCCAGAGCUGGGAAAUCUAGCUCUAAUGAAUAGUGCUGAAACUAAAAAUCAUAUAAGGGUGAUUCGGGAAACCAACUUAUCGAGGUCGACUUCCUUCUUUUAUGACGGACUGUACACCGUUGCAAAAAUGUGGAAAGAGAAUGAUUCCAGGGGAAGCUUGAUUUUCAAGUUCAAAUUAGUAAGAGUGCCAGGACAACCAAGUCCUUUUCCUCUGAAAAAUCUCUGA